GCUGGUGCUGCGCGGAGCCCGGCGCCCCCGCCCGCCCCGCGCCCAGGGACGCCGCCGGCCCGGCUCCCGCCCCCGGGGACCGCGCCCGCGCGAACCGGGCCCGUGAGCUGCGCCCCGCGGCAUGGCAGCCUCAGGGGCGCCCAGAGGAUGUGACAUCCUCAUCGUCUACAGCCCAGAUGCCGAGGAAUGGUGCCAGUACCUCCAGGACCUUUUCCUGUCCAGUCGGCAGGUCCGUAGCCAGAAGACACUGACUUACAGGCUGGGCCCUGAGGCCUCCUUCUCAGCGGAAGACCUGAGCUUCUUUCUUAGCUCGCGCUGCAUCGUGGUGCUGCUGUCUGCGGAGCUGGUGCAGCGCUUCUGGCAGCCAGCCCUGCUGCCCCUGCUACAGAGAGCCUUCCAUCCUCCGCACCGCAUGGUGAGGCUGCUCUGCGGCGUGCAGGACAGCGAGGCGUUCCUGGACUUCUUUCCAGAUUGGGCGCACUGGCAGGAGCUCACCUGUGAAGAUGAGCCCGAGACUUAUGUGGCAGCUGUGAAGAAGGCCAUUUCUGAAGAUUCUGGCUGUGACUCAGUCACUGACACUGAGACCGAGGACGAGAGGGUCCUUCCCUACUCGAAGCAGCAGAGCCUGCCGCCGGAGACUUCGCCUGGGAACCUGAUGGUGGUGCAGCCGGACCGCAUUCGCUGUGGGGCAGAAACCACUGUCUACGUCAUUGUGAGAUGUAAGUUGGAUGAGAGGGUGACGACAGAAGCAGAAUUUUCUCCUGAGGAUUCUCCCUCCAUAAGGGUGGAAGCCAAGCUGGAGAAUGAGUACACCAUUUCCAUGAAGGCUCCCAACCUUUCAUCUGGGAAUGUUUCCCUGAAGAUAUAUUCCGGGGAUUUAGUGGUGUGUGAAACCGUUAUCAGCUAUUAUACUGACAUGGAAGAAAUUGGGAAUUUGUUGUCCAAUGCCGCGAAUCCUGUGGAGUUCAUGUGUCAGGCCUUUAAAAUUGUGCCCUACAACACAGAGACGCUUGAUAAACUGCUAACUGAGUCCCUGAAGAACAACAUCCCUGCAAGCGGACUGCACCUCUUUGGAAUCAACCAGUUGGAAGAAGAAGAUAUGAUGACAAAUCAGAGGGAUGAAGAGCUGCCCACCUUGUUGCAUUUUGCUGCAAAGUAUGGACUGAAGAACCUCACUGCCUUGUUGCUCACCUGCCCGGGAGCCCUACAGGCAUACAGUGUGGCUAACAAGCAUGGCCACUACCCCAACACCAUUGCCGAGAAACAUGGCUUCAGGGACCUGCGGCAGUUCAUCGACGAGUAUGUGGAAACUGUGGACAUGCUGAAGAGUCACAUUAAAGAGGAACUGAUGCAAGGGGAGGAGGCCGACGCUGUGUAUGAGUCCAUGGCCCACCUUUCCACAGACCUGCUCAUGAAAUGCUCCCUCAACCCUGGCUGUGAUGAGGAGCUGUACGAGUCCAUGGCUGCCUUCGUCCCAGCUGCCACCGAAGAUCUCUAUGUUGAAAUGCUUCAGGCCAGUACAUCUAAUCCAAUCCCUAGAGACGGUUUCUCUCGGGCCACUAAGGACUCUAUGAUCCGCAAGUUUUUAGAAGGCAACAGCAUGCAAAUGCCCAGUUUGGAGAGGGAGCUGCCCCAUCUCGAUCAGGAAGAAGAUGUUUAUCACACGGUGGAUGACGACGAGGCCUUUUCUGUAGACCUGGCCAGCAGGCCCCCUGUCCCAGUGCCCAGGCCGGAGGCCAGUGCUUCUGCUUCUCACCAGCUGCCCGACAAUGAACCAUAUAUUUCUAAAGUUUUUGCAGAAAAAAGUCAAGAGCGGCCUGGGAAUAUCUAUAUUUCCUCAGAGAGCAUCAGGAAAGAGCCUCCCGUCAGACCCGGGAGAGACAGGCCUCAGUCGACUAUAUAUGAUCCUUUCGCUGGGAUGAAAACGCCAGGCCAGCGGCAGCUUAUUACCCUCCAGGAGCAGGUGAAGCUGGGCAUCGUCAACGUGGACGAGGCCGUGCUCCACUUCAAAGAGUGGCAGCUCAACCAGAAGAAGCGGUCUGAGUCCUUUCGCUUCCAGCAGGAAAAUCUUAAACGGCUGAGAGAGAGCAUCACCCGAAGACAGCGAGAGAAGCAAAAAUCAGGAAAGCAGACAGACUUGGAGAUCACGGUCCCAAUUCGGCACUCACAGCACCUGCCUGGGAAAGUGGAGUUUGGAGUCUAUGAGAGCGGCCCCAGGAAAAGCGUCUUCCCUCCAAGGACAGAGCUCAGACGAGGAGACUGGAAAACAGACAGUACCUCCAGCACAGCAAGCAGCGCGAGUAACCGAUCCAGCACCCGGAGCCUCCUCAGCGUGAGCAGCGGGAUGGAGGGGGACAAUGAGGAUAAUGAAGUCCCUGAGGUUACCAGAAGUCGUAGUCCAGCCCCCCUGCAAGUGGAUGGAACACCCACCGUGCCCCUUGAGAGGCCCCCCAGGGUGCCUCCGAGAGCUGCUUCACAGAGGCCACCAACCAGGGAGACCUUCCAUCCUCCUCCACCUGUUCCACCCAGAGGUCGCUGAUUCUGCCCUGCCUACUUCCAGACUUUGAGACUUGCAAUUUUCAGCCUGUUAAUGAUGUCUUCAUGUUGCAUUUUAUGGCACAACUGCUGACCUUAAGAACCACUCUCAUUACUGUUACUGUUGCAGCCCUGCUGGUUUGGGCUUUCCUUGAAGAGGAUAUUAUUAAGGCAUGAAGAAGUGAAAAACUGAAGACUUGAUUCACCAUUGCCAAGUGUAUUGAUCCAUGUCCUCGUUUGCCAAAAGGAAGAAGACUUAGUUGGAAUACUUCCCUCUAAUUUGGCAUGUCAGAAGCCUAAAAAGAUUGAUCAGAAAUGUACUUUACAAGUGAUUUUACUGAAAUUCACUUAUAUAAGCACAUAUAUAAUAAGGCCUUACUUAUUUGCUAGUCCAGCCUAAUUUCUAGAAGUGGUUAUGAUUUAAGACGUUAUUCAAGUGAGAAAAUAGGUCCUAACUUUUAAAUGAUUUUUCAACUUUUCUGUAGAUUCAGAAGGAUGUUUAAAUGUCAGGGCUGGUCACAUACAACAAACUGAAAAAGACUUUAGGUGGGAUUAAUCCUAACUCCUCUUACUUAGAAGGAAAAUCUGAGGUUCCAAAGAAGUCUAGAACCAAGAGUAUUCAGUAGGUUAGAGGAAGCGGCGGACCUAGAAUCCAGGGCUACUAAUUCCAUAUCACCACACUUUCUGUCUCCAAAUAGCCAGGCCCUCUCCCUUAAGAAAUGCCCAGAUGUAGAAAUUCACUCAGUGACUGACUAUUGGCCUUCUAGAAGUUUCCUUGUUCCAUAUCUCCCAGGUAUGGAACCAUCAAGUAUUUUUUUCAAUUUGAACAUUUAUACUUCAGUAUGCUUUCAAAACAAUGAUGCUGCCAAGGAACAUCUAAAAAUGGUUGGGAACCAGAUGUUUGGGAUGCCGAGGACCCCAUUUAUUAGGUCUUAGUCCUGGCCAUAAGGAAAGAGAAGGAAGCUUGACUUUUUCCUCUGCUGAGGGGUCAUAAGAGGAGGGAACAACCUAAAAUAGAAAUAGUUAUCUAUUUCCUUAUACACCUGUUAUUACCACCAGGCUUGGGAAAUCUGUUUCUGCAGAGAAUGUACAACCUUAAAUAUGUCAUUAAUUUUGAGUCCCUGGCACAUAAAUCUACCUUCAAAACACAGGCUUUUGAUUUGAUGCUUAAACAUACACUAAAAUUAGUAUCAGAUCUAUUUCUUUAAAAAACAUCAGAAAUCUAGUGGUUUUCCAGGAAAUUAUUCUCCAUCCCACACAGUUAUAUAAAAGCCACACUAUUAGUGAUUCAUUUAAGUACAAUUUUAUUGGGUCCUUUUCUGACGAUUAAAGGUUCUUUUUCAAUCUUACUCCUCAGUCCAGCAAACAGGGACUCUUACUGAAGUUAAUAGCUUCUGUGGUUUUGGUUUUUUUCUAGUAUAAAAUACACUAUUAGCUAUGGCCAUUAAGAGAGUGAUUGUGCAAAUUACCUCCCACAAUGCCUGGCACAUGGUAGCCAUUCUGCAAUGCUCCCUUCACUCUCCUUAGUUGGGAGAGAUAAGUUAAUGUGAGAUAAAAGGACAACAAGAAAUUAUAAUGGUAGUAUGGUUGUCCUCCCUGUUAUUUAUAGACAGUCUCCAUCUUAAGCACAUUUGAUUUUGAUAAAAGCUACACUUUUUUUAUAUUCAAUAUCUCUAAGCCCCUUUUGGAUGCCAAAUUUAGAUUUUUGUACAUUCUCUGAUUAACAAGCAUUUAUAUCACUAACACGGCAAAACCUACUGCCAGCCCAUGAUGUUAGCGUCUUUGUAUGCACAUCACUGUUUGUGAAAUAUUGGAAUAUUUUAUUUUUAUAUGAAAAUAAGUAGAAAACAUAAAAUUGAAAGGGCUGAUGAGAAACUUGUACCUAUAAAUGUGACACACUUGAAACAUGGAUGGAAAUGGUCAAGAGUGCCAAGUCAAAAGUGGUGAGUCUUAAACCAUCAUUAGACGUUCCUUGAACAUCCAAAAUGAUUGGUUCUACAUAAAAGUAAAAGAAGAAAAUGAAAAAAUUUGGAUGAAACGUUGGGACCCUGUUAGCAAAGAAUGUCUCUAAUGAUGAGGUGAAAUUUUUCAUUCUCUAGAAACAGAAUCACUCAUUAUAACAUAAAUUUAUUCAACCUCCACCUACUCAACUUUUGUACACAUUUUGUAGGAAUACAUUAUGUAACAAAACUGUGGAUUUCAAUACAAUGAAGAUCAGAAACUAAACUGUAAUUAGGCAUCCAAAGAGACAAAAAGUUUUCUAUACAGUGCUUUGGAAGGCAGCUCUGCUGUCACCAUCCUUUCCCAAGAUUUUACAAGCUGGCUUAAUACAAAGUGAAGUUAUUACUUAUAUUCAUUGCCAUUGCCUUUGCCUCUAACUGUACAAGGUACAUCGUCUUCCAGGUCCUAGGCCAGCACUCUUCCUCCAUCUUGUAUUAGAACCUUUGAGUAGACAGCCAACUAAAUAUUUAGCAAAAAAGUAUGAAGACUGAGAGACUAUGAACAGGAGGUUGGUAUUGCAAUCAAAUAAUUUAACUUGACAUAUUUAAUCAUGUGAAUAAUCCCUAAUGCUUUGCCAUAAUUAAGCAAAGUAAUAGUAUGUAAAUGACUUCAAUGAAUAUUUUUCCAAAAAAAGCUAAGUUACCUAACCCCUAUCCCCCUUUUUCUUGCUUUGUUAUUAAAAAAGAGAGGUCCUAGUCCAUCCUAUAUCAUCUCGGUAGCUAGGAGUUUUAGAUCCCUCUCUCAUAUGCCCCAGGAAGUAAGUGGUUUUCUGUGCUCCUUUUGCAAAGAAUAGUGUGUGGUUUUGCAGCUGGUUGGCUGAGGAAGCCUUAGUAACAUUUAUUUCUAAGAAAGACAAGCGGCUAAUUUGGAUAACUCUAAAAGAUUCCUCAUAAAAAUCAAUCCUCAGUUUUGAGGAAUCUGCCUGUAUAAAUAUUUUCUUGGGUUUGAUAAAUAAAUUGUGUUCUAUUCAUUUCCAAGCAAGUUAUUAAGAAUAUAAAAUGGUCUUCCUCACUCGUUCCUGAUGGCCGGAUACUACGUUCACCAGGGUGGUGAGGAGAUGAGUAGGAGGGGAAAGAUGUGUUCUGAAUUCUGAGGCACAACUCAGAAUUCAUUUUCUCUUAGAAAGUGUAAUAAAUAAAUUCCCAGGCUAGCCCGCCAAAGCCCAUUUAACCCACAAUGUAGGAGACAAUGUCUUAGCUAGCUAUGCAGCAAGAGUUAGCAUGGUGUAGGGAGAGAAUGUUGGCUUGGAAGUCAGGAAACCUGGCUUUUAUUUUGGUCUGCUACUGACUUGCAGAGUUCAUGUAACUUGACUACCCUGGGUCUGUUUCAUCAUCUGUGAAGUAAAGAGUUUUGUGUUUACGAACACUCCGGGUCCCUUCAACUCUGUUAAGUCUAAGUCUAAGGCAAAGGGUGGGGAAUCCCUCAUCCUGAAGAAGCAGGGAAGCCGCCUUCCUGGAGGCGCCGCCUUCCCGGCAAGGGAUCUUCCCUGUGGCAGCUGCUGUUCCUCGCCCAGUACCAUUGUUAUAACGGAUCAGUUAAAAAAUGUGAGAAACAGUAAAAUGGAAACUGUACAAAGAAAUUAAUAGCCAUAGUUGCUCUUCAGUCUAAGAACCAAAUGUUUUAAGUGAUUGCUUUGUAAAGAAAGAACUCAGAACAGUUAUGAAGUCUUUGGUAUCUAGAACAUUGUGGCUAGAACAGAAAAGGUAGAGGUGGAAGGUGGUCAGUAGCAAUAGAAGGACUGCCCAUCUCAGAAGUAAAUAACUAGCAAGACAAACAUAACAAAGUAGAAAGAAAAACAGAAUUUCAAAGAAGAGGUAGCUGAGGAUGGAAAUCGGAAGACAUGUUGUCAUCUAUACACCAAGACUUUGGAUGAUGAUGUUUAUCAAGAAUGAGAAUAAAAGAUUGAAAUUGUA
Equus quagga is the source of this 6449-nucleotide messenger RNA. RefSeq names its product phosphoinositide-3-kinase adaptor protein 1 (gene PIK3AP1). Gene Ontology annotation, cellular component: cytosol. The record is from RefSeq and is a predicted model, not a curated record. Gene Ontology annotation, molecular function: phosphatidylinositol 3-kinase regulatory subunit binding; signaling receptor binding. NCBI's taxonomy places the organism in Eukaryota, Metazoa, Chordata, Mammalia, Perissodactyla, Equidae. The coding region runs from base 122 to 2539 and encodes 805 amino acids. The transcript is spliced from 17 exons. Gene Ontology annotation, biological process: signal transduction.